AAACAAAUCAGCUAGAGGGCAAAUUUUUGAGUUUGGUCUAGUUUGGAGGAGAUGCCUAAACUAAACAAGGAAACGGUAAAUAUACCUCCUAGUGGAAGCUGGAGCUGGAAUGAUGAAACACAAACGCUGGAGUUCACUUGUUUCAGUACGCCUGUGGAAAUUGAAGGGAAGGGGAAAAAAAACAAAACAUCUACAUAUCAAGAGCAUAUCCGGAUACAUUUAGAAAAGAUCUUAAAGUACAACACAUCAUCCAGAGGAGGGUGCUCUACGUUGAAGAAGACUGCAGGAACUGCUAAGCUAAAUGCCUUUAAGGCUUCCACAAAAAGCUCACAGAGGGACACGGUUACCAUUGAGAAAAUUAAACAAGUGGCAGUCGCCUUAGUACAGGAGAAAGACGGCCUGCCUAUUCCACAGUGCUUUCUGAAUAUGAUCCAGAGCAGGGAGCUGGAUGAGUUUCUGGCUGGUCUCUUGCUCUACCUGUCCUGCCACUUGGAGAAGAGAGCUCUAGAGGAACGACCUAAGGCCCUCAUGACGGAGCAGAGUGUGAUGGAGAAACAGGUGAUGGCAGAGACAAGUGCUAAAGUGGAGCUGGCCAAGAAGCACCUUGGAUUCUGUUACUCUGCUCUGGUGCUUGGGUUAGGGCUUUCCCAGCAGCAUCACAUGGUCUGUGGCAGGACCAGGGUGUCAUCUACUUACCGAGACAGGCAUCUGUAUGAGUGUUUGUAUAGCUUCUUCUGCUGUGUGGCAUGGGUUACCUUUGGUAGGCAGGAUUUAAAGGGAAUACAAGCUGAGAUUGGUCACCUGUUCCGUUCUGACUUAUUUAACCCUGCCCUGAGACCUCAAGGGAAGGAGCCAGAAGGGGAACAGGAGGAGCUACAGACCACUCAGAAAGAGGGCCAGUCUGAAACUAAAGGGCCCAGACAAGCUGUCCUAAACAACAGGAAGUCUCAGCGGGGGCCUGCCUUGAGCAGUAUUGUGACCCAGCGCUCACCCAUCAUGGUGUCACUUUUGCCUUCCCCGCGAGAAAAAGCCCCUCAUCUGUUUCAGACCUUCUUCUCUCAUAAACAACAGCCAGCUACACUCAGUGACAGUGAGGCUCUGAUGGAGGAACUCAGGCAACAGCUAGCCUCUUUAAACUUUGGCAUACUGGGAAAGCCCCUGAGUCAGUUUAGCUACACCACACUUGUGCCUCAUGGAGACAAGAAUGAAGUGGAGGAGGAAGGUGAUGAAGACAGCAGUGGUGAUGACUGUGAAUGUGAAAGUGAGGGUCACAGAGCACAAGUUAGGGAUAGCAGGCCGUCAUUUACUGGCCCGAGAUCCACGACAGCGGACAAAUAUAGCAGCUUUAGCCGGGCUAACACAGUGGCCUCCAGAACCACCACGGAGGCACUGUCCUCAGACACUGAAUGAAGCUCACUUCUGUUUGUGUGUCCACCAGUUUUGCACCAGUACAUAUGCUUUACCAUCAUCUUAAGUAUUUGGAUAAUCUGGGACAUUGUGACUGGUAAUCUGGGUCUGUAUAAAUGUUAUGAGCAGGGAAGUAUGUAUGUAUAUCCACUUGUUUAUUUUAGAGGGUGUGAUGUGGGGAUGUAGCUUCUCAGUUCAACAGUCAAACCUUCAAAGUUGCUUCAGAGGCAACAAUACUGCAGAGUUUACAAUUUGAAAUUAUCCUUCAUCAAUUCCUUGAGUUUUUAUAUGGAUUGCAAGUUUUCAUUUCGUUUAAUGUGGCACCCAUGAUCUAUCAGGAGAUGCUGAAAAUGACAGACAAUGAAUAAGAUGAUAUGAAGUAGAGAAUCUGCGGUACGAAUAUGUGCAUUUUUCACGUUUGUCCAUUAGGGGGAGACAGCACAUACAGUACAGAUGGACAAACGGCUCAUAGGGCAAUAAUAAGGAAAUAUCUAGAAAUAGUACAUUUUAAGGAACUUAAGAGGACAGGCUUAUUUUCAAAGUAAAUGACUAAAUACUAAAUAAAG
Electrophorus electricus (electric eel) is the source of this 1973-nucleotide messenger RNA. RefSeq names its product protein phosphatase 1 regulatory subunit 36 (gene ppp1r36). Gene Ontology annotation, biological process: negative regulation of phosphatase activity. The record is from RefSeq and is a predicted model, not a curated record. NCBI's taxonomy places the organism in Eukaryota, Metazoa, Chordata, Actinopteri, Gymnotiformes, Gymnotidae. Gene Ontology annotation, molecular function: phosphatase binding.